Messenger RNA from Schistosoma turkestanicum, 720 nucleotides. The record is from the annotation of a GenBank genome assembly. Lineage: Eukaryota; Metazoa; Platyhelminthes; Trematoda; Strigeidida; Schistosomatidae.
AUGUCAGAAGAAAUAGAUAAUGAAGAUGAAGUUUCACAAGAGAAAAUAACCGACAACGUCAAUGAGGAUAACAAUGCUGACAGUGAAAUGAAAGAUAAUGAUACUCAAGAAAUUGUUCGCAAAGUCAUUAAUAAUAUAUUGGAUAAAUUUAAAGAAAUCAAUUCGAAACGAAAUAGUAUAACGAGUAGUCCAAGUAAAUUGAAUCAAUCUACCGAUGAAAAUGGAAUAGAUUUAUUCAAAAAAGAAGUACAAUCAUUGCAUGAUAAUAUUGAGAAAUUAGACAGUCAGUUAAAUCUCUUUAUUACACAUCAAAGUUGUUAUGAGAAGAAAUUAUCCAUGUUAGAGAUAAAACUGAAUGAAUUUGAAAAGAUUACAAAACCUACAUUAAAACAAAAUCGUUCAAGUUUUGAUUGUCAAGAUACAAAAUUGAAUACUAAGCGAGAUCUUGUUAAAAAGAAAUCUGUUGGAACAUCUUCGGAUGAUUUGAUGAAAACCGCGUACAUUUCAGAAGAAGAAUCACCUGAAUUGCAAAGAAGACAAUCACAAACCAGAUCAUCGUCUGUAACAAAUAGAAAUGUGACAAAACGAUUAUCUUAUGUAAAUCAGUCUACCGGCAUUCACAAUAGAAGAGACAGUGAUGAGAAUGAUUGGUAUGCAAAACAAUUAGAAGAGAUUAAACAUUUACCAAUGCAUGAACUGCUUCAACGUAUAUUACAUUGA